AAAUUUACCUUCUUUUUUGACACUGCAAUGUGGACCUUCUCUACUCUUGUUCCCAUUCUUCGGGAAAUUCAGACAAGGAGAAACGAAGAUGGGAGUCGAACAGGGGCCAACUGACAGACUUGUAUCGUCGGUCGGUCUGGCAGAGCCUUCUUUUCCGGAUAGCAGUAAUAUUACUGCCCCUUUACUCGCAUCAUCCAGUGAAACCCAAAUUGAGGAUUCCAACGGUGUGCUUAGCUUGGCCUUGGCAGGCGAGAUUAGCGAGUCUGCAGAUGAUGGCAUUGAUUCCGGUGAGAAGCGUCUCAAGGAACUCGGCUACAAGCAGGAGCUCCGAAGAGAAAUGACAUUGUUCAAGACCAUUGCAAUUUCGUUUUCAACAGUGACACUAUUCACAGGGAUAACGCCACUCUAUGGGUCGAGUCUUUUGUGUGCUGGGCCUGCACCUCUUGUUUGGGGAUGGGUCAUCGUUGCAUUUUUUACUGCUUUCGUUGCAGUUGCCAUGGCAGAGAUCUGUUCUUCAUUUCCUCGAUGGACUUGAUAAGACUGACACAUCAAGUCAGCUUGGACUUGGCAAAGGACUUGG
Molecule: messenger RNA, 580 nt
Organism: Cryptomeria japonica (Japanese cedar)
Lineage: Eukaryota; Viridiplantae; Streptophyta; Pinopsida; Cupressales; Cupressaceae
Product: amino-acid permease BAT1
Exons: 3
Coding region: 89-535 (148 amino acids)
Source: RefSeq, a predicted model, not a curated record